Molecule: messenger RNA, 1701 nt
Organism: Agrilus planipennis (emerald ash borer)
Lineage: Eukaryota; Metazoa; Arthropoda; Insecta; Coleoptera; Buprestidae
Product: organic cation transporter protein-like
Exons: 2
Biological process (GO): transmembrane transport
Cellular component (GO): membrane
Molecular function (GO): transmembrane transporter activity
Source: RefSeq, a predicted model, not a curated record
UCACCUGAUCACAGAUGUUUUAUCCCAGAAUUAGAUGCAAAUGAUUCAAUUUGGAACAUAACAAAUGUCGACCUAGCUCUCUACAUUCCUAGGCUUCCCACAGGAGAGUUCGAUACAUGUCACAUUUACAACGAAAGAAACGAAUCAAUGUUAUGUAAUGCCUGGAUCUACGAUCCCACAUACCACCCGUCAUCGAGAGCAACGGAAUGGGACUUUGUGUGUCAUAGAAGAUGGAUGGGAGCUGUCGCUCAGUCUGUGUAUAUGUUCGGUGUAUUUACGGGAGCUGUUGUCCUUGGAAAUAUGGCUGACAAAUAUGGGAGGAAGACUAUAUUUUGCAUUUCUGCUGUUCUCACCCUCAUCUUCAGUGUUUCAGUUGCCUUUAUUUCUAACUAUUACGCUUUUCUCGUAUUAAGAUACUUCUACGGCAUUUUCGGAUCUGCAGGUAGUUAUAUUACCGGCUUCGUUCUUACCAUGGAACUCGUAGGUCCGUCAAAACGAACUGCAUGCGGAGUUUUCUUCCAAUUCACAUUCGCAAUUGGUAUAAUGAUGGUUGCUGGUUGGGGUGCGCUAAUAAAAGACAGACAAAUACUUCAAGUCAUCUAUGGUCUUCAUACACUUCUACUGAUUGGUCACUGGUGGCUUAUGGACGAAUCUCCCAGAUGGUUAUGGAUGCAGGGUCGAACAAAAGAGGCAGUAAUUAUUAUUAAGAAAGGCCUUAAAAUAAACGGGAGUGCGAUACAUUUAGACGAAGCUGACUAUGAAGCACCACCUAGAGUUGAAAACGUUUCGGAAGAAAGUGAUAUAUCUUCAGGAGGUAUUUCUGAUUUAUUCCGCACACCGAAUCUUCGGAAGAAAACACUAAAUAUUUGUUUAUGCUGGUUUGCAAAUUCUCUGGCCUACUAUGGUCUUUCUCUUAGUACUGGGAAACUUGAAGGAAAUCCAUUCCUUAUGUUAUUCCUUUCUGGACUUGUAGAACUGCCAUGUUAUGUUCUAUUAAUAACUAUAAUGGAUAGAGCUGGUCGAAGGCCACUCAUAGCCUUCUAUAUGAUUACUGGUGGUAUUUGCUGUAUAACAGCUGCGAAACUGACUCCUGCUACUGUAGGGGCUAUUUCGGCCGCUAUGAUUGGAAAAUUUCUCAUUUCCAGUUCUUUCGCAAUAGUUUAUAAUUAUUCCGCAGAACUUUUUCCGACUGUAAUACGAAAUUCUGCAUUAGGUCUCGGAUCUAUGUGCGCCAGGCUUUCUGGUACAUUAACUCCUCUUGUGACCCUUCUUGAUUCUUUCGAUCCCACUCUUCCAGCCAUUGUAUUCGCAGUUAUAGCCUUGAUUUCAGGCGCGCUUACCCUCUUUUUACCUGAAACUAUGGGGGCGCCAAUGCCUGAGAGCAUACAAGAUGGAGAAGAGUUUGGUAAAAAUGACACUUGCUUCACUACAUGCUUCCGAAGAAAAAAGGUUGUCGAUAAAAAAGAAGAAGGUCAAUUGGAACCCCUUAACAGUGAUAAAGUGUAAUUGGGAGGAGGAAGAACAACUUGUUAUUCAGUUGCUAAACAAAUACUGAUAUUUAAGCUAUUCCAUAAAGAAUGCUUUUGUCGUUCGAUAACAGGAGCAGUGAUAUUCAAAGAAAUGAUUUUUUUAUUUUUGAACCAUGUUUGUAAAAAGGAUAAUCAAUUAAAUGUGUUACAAUAAAAGAUUAUGUUAUUUGUA